Molecule: messenger RNA, 2009 nt
Organism: Anthonomus grandis grandis
Lineage: Eukaryota; Metazoa; Arthropoda; Insecta; Coleoptera; Curculionidae
Product: discoidin domain-containing receptor 2-like
Exons: 7
Coding region: 255-1871 (538 amino acids)
Source: RefSeq, a predicted model, not a curated record
GUUUAAUUUAAUUGCGCCAUCUUAAUUUAUUAACACAAGUAUUAAAAUAAGUCCAGGAAAAAUAAGGAAAAAAAGUGUCAAUCGCAAAACUUCAAGAAUCAACAACAACAACAAGAAUCGUACAAAAUUAACAUCAAAUUUCAUAUAGGCUUAAAAAAUGAACUCGUAUCACGGUCUCCCUUAAGGUCCCCCCUAGUUUUUUCGGAAAAAAGGGCCGCUACCACCAGCCGAGCGGAAAAAUCAAAGAGGCACAAAUGAGAAAGUUACUGGGGAAAACAGGGAUUUUUUCUUUAGUACUUUCCCUGUUGUAUAGGGGAGUAAGCUCUGUCGAUAUUUCACAAUGUAUCGGGCCUCUUGGCAUGGAAAACGGUCUUAUUAAAGAUCAUGAUGUCACAGCAAGUUCUUCCUUUGAUCCUUUAAACGUUGGACCACAACAUGGAAGAAUACGAACGGAACUAAACGGAGGCGCCUGGUGUCCACAGUCUCCUGCCACCCAAGACACUAAGGAAUGGAUCGAAAUAGAUCUGCACUCUGUUCAUUUAAUUACUGGCACUGAAACUCAAGGAAGAUUCGGUAAUGGCCUCGGAGUAGAAUAUGCAGAAGAAUACGUAAUAGAAUAUUUUAGACCUCGUCUAAACAAGUGGACCCGUUACAGAUCAAAAACAAACAACCAUCUGUUAAAAGGCAAUCAGAACACUUAUCUAGAAUCUAAGACAUCUCUUGAUCCUCCAAUAUGGGCAAGUAAAAUUCGGUUUCUACCCUACAGUUCACAUAGAAGAACGGUUUGCAUGAGGGUGGAAGUGUAUGGAUGCAAAUGGACCGAUGAGAUUUUAAGUUAUUCUAUGCCUCAGGGCGACAAAAAAGGAAACAAUUGGGAGUUUUAUGAUUUUAGUUACGAUGGAGAUUGGGAUGGAUAUUUACUUAAGUCUGGUCUUGGGCAACUUGUGGAUGGGUUAACUGCACCAGACGAUUUCCGCGAGUCAUUCCAAUUUAAAAAUCUCCAAGGCUGGGUGGGUUGGAGGAGCGAUCUAAGAGAAGACAACUUUAUAGACAUCACUUUUGAGUUUGGAAAAUUACGGGAGUUCAGAGGACUGUACAUUUUCUGCAAUAACCAAUUUCUUCGGGAUGUGCAAGUGUUUAGUGCCCUGGAAGUGUUUUUCAGUAUCGACGGUACCAAAUACAAAGGAGCACCCAUAAGGUACGAUCAUGUGAGUGACAGCAUUUUCGAAGAUGCCAAGAAUAUAUCGGUCGGUCUUCUUCAUCGAGUGGGUAAAUUCGUGAAGUUAAGACUUCAUUUCGCUGCCAAGUGGAUUUUAGUAAGUGAAGUGCGUUUUGAUACCAUGGAUGUGCGAACUGAUUUCGUUGAAGCUGAUAGCGAUAGUGUGUUGCCAACAACUAAAAGUAAUUUAGUGGAAUUCGAAAUCAAGGAAUCUAGUGACUAUGGAAUGUAUUUGGGAAUAGUUGUAAGUGCCUUGGUGCUGUUGCUUCUUGUGAUGGGUUUUGUUGUUGUUUUCGUGUUUUUGCAUCAAAGAAGAUUGAGGAAAUUCGAUGUUCCUAGAGGAGUUCAAAGUGGCAAUAAAGGACUUAACUUUUAUGAAGGACCUCCUUUAGAUAUAAUAACAAUUCCUCCUGACUAUGAUCUGCCUGCAGAAGAUUUUGAAUACUCUGUGCCUCUUCAGGAGGGAUACGCUUCGCCUAGUGACACAUUGGGCAGAAAUGCGACGGCUUAUUCAGAUUCUGAGCAAUAUUAUACCAGUGUAGAUAUGUGUAAUAAAAAAACUUACUUUAGUCCUCCUCCUUCUGUCUUAGAUAGUCCUAAUCUCACUAAACCCUUAAACUACGAUAUGAAUUAUACUAAAAGACUGAACUGAUAGGUUAGAGGAAAGGUUUGUAAGGCAUUUCUUCUUAACAGGAAAUAUUUGAAAUAAGUAAGGUUUUUUUAUUAUUCAUUGUGUUUAUAUUAUGAUUUAUGUAAAAUAAAGCAAUAAACUUUGUACCUAUAAAAUGUA